Molecule: messenger RNA, 7049 nt
Organism: Eublepharis macularius
Lineage: Eukaryota; Metazoa; Chordata; Lepidosauria; Squamata; Eublepharidae
Gene: STEAP3
Product: STEAP3 metalloreductase
Exons: 6
Coding region: 236-1723 (495 amino acids)
Biological process (GO): copper ion import
Cellular component (GO): endosome; plasma membrane
Molecular function (GO): cupric reductase (NADH) activity; ferric-chelate reductase (NADPH) activity
Source: RefSeq, a predicted model, not a curated record
AAGAGGAGCUCUUCAUAAUGAAAAAAACCUUUGACUCAUUAAAUCCACCAGAUGUGUUUGAGAAUUUCAGAUUCACACAGGUUGUUCCGUUCUUGUAUUGGAAGAGUAGCUACAUUCAGAAAAUCCCAUGGACUCUGUCUUAUUAUAGCAAAGCAGGAAACACUGUUGAAACUUCGCGUUGGCUUACAUGAAGAUCAUCUUCCAGUACUCAGACUGAGAGCUUAGAGAUAUCCAGAUGUUUGAGCUUAACGGGAUGCCAGGAGGUGACAUGGCAAAACCACUCCUAAGUCAUCACAAUGUGGAGAAUGAACCAAACUUUACACCCACUGCUGGCAGCAAAACCAUUGGAAUUCUGGGAAGUGGUGACUUUGCACGCUCCCUGUCUGUGCGGCUGGUAUGCUCAGGUUUUAAGGUGGUGAUUGGAAGCCGGAACCCAAAGCGCAACAUUAGCCUCUUCCCUUCAGCAGCCGAAGUGACUUCCCAGGCAGAUGCUAUAAAGAAGACAGAUAUUAUCUUUGUGGCAAUUUUCAGAGAACACUACACCACGCUCUGUGACCUUAGCGAUGAGCUGUCCGGCAAAAUAUUGGUGGAUGUUAGCAAUAAUGCUGAAAUAAACCACCACAAGGAAUCAAAUGCUGAGUACUUGGCAUCACUAUUUCCAGCAUGCACUGUUGUCAAAGGAUUUAAUGUCAUAUCAGCAUGGACACUGCAGUCAGGUCCCAGGGAUGGGAAUAAACAGGUUUUGAUUUGCUGUGACAACCAGGAAGCCAAACGUGUGGUUGCUGAAAUUUCUCACAUGCUGGGGUUCACCCCUGUGGACAUGGGCUCCUUGACCUCAGCUCGUGAAAUUGAGAAUAUUCCUCUGCGCCUCCUCCCUGCCUGGAAGAUUCCUGUGUUCUUGGCCCUGGGUCUGUUUCUCUGCUUCUAUACCUACAACUUCAUCCGACAAGUUUUGCACCCUUACAUUCGGGACCAUAAGAGCAAAUUCUACAAGAUCCCCGUGGAAGUUGUCAACACCACACUGCCUUGUGUUGCCUACGUCAUGCUGUCCCUUGUGUACCUGCCUGGAGUGCUUGCUGCCAUCUUUCAGCUGUACUACUGCACAAAAUACAGGCGCUUCCCAGACUGGCUUGACCAGUGGCUGCAACAUAGAAAACAGAUUGGCCUGCUAAGUUUCUUCUGUGCAGCCUUGCAUGCAGUGUACAGCUUUUGCCUACCCAUGCGACGAUCUCAUCGUUACUUAUUACUCAACGAAGCUGUCAAGCAGACAUUGGAGAAGAAAGAAAAUGUCUGGAUAGAAGAGGAAGUCUGGAGGAUGGAGAUUUACAUCUCUUUCGGCAUCAUGGCCCUGGGCUUACUCUCUUUACUUGCCAUAACUUCACUACCUUCGAUCUCCAAUGCUCUCAACUGGAGAGAAUUCAGUUUUAUUCAGUCCACUCUUGGAUUUGUUGCUCUGGUGAUCAGCACUCUCCAUGUUCUGACUUAUGGCUGGACCAGGGCAUUUGAUGAAAACCAGUACAAGUUCUACCUGCCUCCCACCUAUACCCUCACACUGCUAGUACCGUGUGCUGUAAUACUAGCUAAAGUCUUCUUCCAUCUCCCUUGUAUGAACCAAAGACUGAGGCGCAUCAGGAACGGGUGGGAAAAGGGCAGGUAUGUUAAAUUUGCACUGCCCAGAGCGACGGGGGAAUUUUCAAGUGGAGAAAGCAGCAGCAUUGUGUGACAAAGCACUUCUUUUCCAUUAUGAAUUUUAGACAGCACUCUAAAGAUUCUUUUUUUAUAGAUUUUUUUAAGCUUGUACGUUUGGUAUCAUUGAAUGGUGGGUGAUAAGUAUAAUUUUAUUUGGGUGUUUUAGAGGAGAAGAAAAAAAAUAUCAAUGUAAUCAGUUUACAAAACAGUAUCUAAAAUGUACUGGUAAUUCUCCAGGAAAAAAAAAUGUUGCCUUAAAACAUCAAUGUGAAAUUCAACAAUACAAACUAAAGAUACAUAAACAAUCAUUCUGUAUGUAGAAGAACAUGCUUAAGUGAGGAUCAGAUUUACUGAGGAAAGUGUUUUUUUUUCUGGGGCUGUCUUGAUGCUUAGAAAUGGAUUUCUGUCCUAAGCUUGUUGUAAUUUAGUAAUCAUCCAAAAAAAUGUAUACCCCACUCCUUGAAAGUGGGUCUUCCGGUUCAGCUAUACCAGAAUUACCAUGUUUGGCUGUGAUCCUAAUUUUAUAGCAAAUAAGAUAUGUUGGUUUUAGUGGAACCAUUUGGAUCCUGAAAAUCUCGGCUGAUAAAAAAGAUUUAUGUCAGCAGACUUUUUUCGUUACCUCUUCCUCUGAAACUCAAAUACUCUUCCUGCAAACAGAGUACUUCCCAAGAACAGCAUUAGGAGGAAGUCAGGGGCUUGCCAUGGAAGGAGGAAGGAGGAAUUGGCAAAAAAAAAAACCUUUCUGUCAACAAACAUUUUCUACUGGAUCCAACUCAGUGUUUUAAUUUCCAGGUAAUCAGGACCACUGCAUGAUUAGACCCGUAUUCAACCCAACAUGGUGGUUUUAGUAGAAUUAAUUGCAACAGACACCUAAUUUCUGGUUUAAAAUAUACUACCACCAUCAUUUGGAACUACAUAUUUGUUAAAAUAUUUAUGAACUGCCUUGCCUGAAGUAGACAGCCCAAGGCAAUUUAGCCAAGUAUGCUUACCCAGAAAUACAUACAGCGAUUAAAACUAUAGGACCAACAUCAUCAUCAGUAAAACAGCAGCCUCAUCAAAAGUCCUAUUUCAUGCAAAUUGCAGUAAAAUUAAUACAUAGUCAACAGACAACCCUUGAAAAUAAUGCAACCUUACAAGCUGGCCUGAACACAAAUGGGAAAACGAUACAGCUUACUUCUUUUGGUAGACUGUUGCAGAGCAUUGGGGGAACUACUGAAAAUGUUUUUUUUUUAAAAUCCACAUAUUUAAUUCCCCCCAUACACACACACACACACACAAAGGUUAGGAAAACAUUAUCUGUUUCCCACACCCAAUAUCAUUGGCUGAAACAGGCAGACAGCAGGGAGGGACUGCCAUGAUUGAAAUACGCCAGUAUUACAAUACCCUGUAUACAAGUAAAUACAAUCCACACCACAACAGGCAGCCCUUGACUUCCACAAACAAUGGGACGAUUCGUCUUCCUCUUGCUGGUCAAUUAGAUGGCAGGGUAAAAGCCAAGUCCCUGUCCUGGGCACCAAAAUUCUCUGAAUUCAGUUUCAGUUAGUUGCUAUAUUUUCAACAUAGGCUCUCAAACUACUGUGAUAAGCACAUUGCUUAUUGUAGUAGUUUUCAGAACCAGUGGACAUCUGUGAAGGAUGAUAAAGGCAUGUACCUACCAGACAUUUUUCAACUCCUGGACAAUAAAAUGUUCAAUGGGCUAAUGAGAAGAAAAUCCCAGAGCCACUUGGAUUAGUAGGCAGGAAAAGCCAAUGAGAGAAGCCGAAAGAGCUAUAAUGCAGCUGAGCAUGAUGAUGACCUCCAUGAAGAGGAACACUUGGACAGCAAGUCAGCUGAACAGCCGAGAGAAUCUGGGACAAAGCUCUUGGAACUCCAUCAUGCAGACAUCUCCCUGCAAGCGAUAACACAUAUUGAUACAAAUGGAAGACAAUUUGCCAGCCAGCAUUAUUGUAGGGAUUAUGCCUCAGAUCAUUUCCCUAAUACAGCAAGAGAGAUGUGCAGAAAGGGACUUUUGCAUAUACAUUGGAUAUAGAUAUGUAGCUCCAUUACCACUGCGUGAUGAAACCAUUGAAAUGGCUGAGUUGGUUCCUUGAUGUCAGUAGAGUUACACAUUCACAUCCAGGACCACUAGUUGUUUUGUAGGACUAGAUACAAACUGGGGUAUAUUCAAUUAUUGCCCCAUAUUUUGAGAGCAUGAAAACCUGUACUUCACCAGUUAUGCUGCAUUGAAGCUAUUCCUCUUGUUUACUUUUGUGGGGUCACAGAAAUCCAAGCACUUGAUGACAUUACGUUGGGCUCUAAAAUCUUUACCUAGCUAUAACCAAAUUUUAGGAAGUAGCAUUCCUUAAUGCACUUUUAGCAGUUGCCACCUUAAAUUAAGGAGUCAUUUCUCACUGACAGCUACAAAACUGUCAUUGCCCCCUUCCAAAGAAAGAAAUGCAUGUUCCACAGUUGUGCAUGCCUUUCAGACCAACCUAUACUACUCAUGAACAUGCAUAAAUGAUCAGAUAAAUGACAAAAUCAUCAGACUGUGAUCCAAAUAAUUAGGUCUGCAACAUCUGAACAUAUUUCAGAGUUUUGAACAUUGCUUUUUUAAUUUCUGAGUCUAGAAAAGCAGGGGGAAUCUUAUUUUACACUGUUCUGCAAAUUACAGUGCAAUCCUAAACAGAGUUACAUGCUUCUAAGCUCUCUGAAGGGUAUAACUGUGUUUAGGAUUGCAUUAUUUAAAAAUACCCCCCUCCCCAAAAUUUAAGUAUUUAUGUGUCAAAGUAAGUAUAAAUGACACGUUUCCUAGUCCUCAAAGGGUUAAUUUUGAAGGGUUUUUUUAAAAAAAAUGUUGUAGGAGAAUAUACUAUGCUUGUGUGUGACAAAAAUUUAACAGGCUAUUUUUACAUAAGUGAAGCUUAUUCUGAAUUUUUUUUAAAGAAAACUUUUAAAAAGUUUUAGAUACCCCUCUAAGUCCAAUGACAUCGACAAAAAUAUUUCUAGCUAGUUAAAUUUUUUUAAGUCUCAAAACAAUCAUUAUUCUUGCGUGAAAUCUAUCUUCAGCUUUCUGAAAUUCCCCUUUAAUCCAGAAAACUGGAGUCCAAAGCAUAACAUAACCAUGGAAUAAUAAUGGAGCAAGACUAAGGGAAUCCACUCAUCUGUCAUUUGGCAGUUUUCUGAGGACAACCUCUAGCUAGAGAAUUACAGAACAAGAAGGUGCACGCAGACACCCCUUGCACUCCCCUUUAGAUCCAAGUGCAUAGCUCUGUGCCUUAUGUAAAUUAUUGCUUUCUGCAGUGGGAAUAAAAUAAUCUGGAAACUCCAAAGGGCUAAGUCCGUAGCAGCAGAAUAAAACAGUCCAGCGGCAACAUGAAGAAUCAUAGUGACUCCCAGGCCACUCUUUUGCCACACUAAGUGGCUUCCUAUCAGAGGCAACUCUGGUAUAGGAUAGCAUUCCCAGAAUUCUUCAGAACAUGUCUAUGUAGCCUCGAUGUGCAAAUGUUCUGAGCUUCACUUCUGAAGCUCAGGACACUUCUUUUUCCAUCAGCACUAUGUUUCCUUGGGGCAGAGAGAAAGAGAGAGAGAGAGAGAGAGUGUGUGUGUGUGUGUGUGUGUGUGAGAGAGAGAGAGAGAGAGAGAGAGAGAGAGAGUGUAAUAGGUAAGGGCUAGAGUCCAGAGCUCUAAUACAACUGAAAAGUUCAGUUCUCCAGUUGUAAUAUAAUAAGUGAAGGAAUGUUACCUCUUGCAAAAUAUGCAGGAAAAAACUCUGGAGGUUUCUGUUGCUUGCACAUACAUGAUCUUUCUUUUUAGCAGGAAGCAACAAGCAAGGUAUCUACCACAACACUUGGCAGCAGAUAAGUUUCACAGUUCCUCAGCAAAAUCUCUUAGGUGGGCAGUAAUGUUCUCUUCAAUGAUGACUAAAAAAGCUACUUAACCAGGAGAGGACUCUGGCUGCGGUGCACCCAAAAGUGUUCACCCCAAAACUCAGCCAUCUGAAUGCAGCCUUAAAAACUUAACCCCAUUUGUUCAGAUAUGCAUGAACCGGGCUUGAUGACAGACUCGGCUCUUGCUCCCCUCUUCUCAUUCAGGAAGCAAUGAAGAAAUCCCCACUAGAAACAAACAUAACAUAGAAAUGAAGGCAAAAUAGUUAAUCGGAAUUAGCCACCCCUGCCAAAGAAAACUCCAAAAAGCAGAGGGAAAACUAGUUCCAGUUAAUCAAUGCAUUGGCAUUCAUAUAUCCCAGGUAGCCAGAAUUCCUUGGGAUUCCUUCACCAUGCUACACAAAAGAACAGAGGAGAGAGGAGCAAGGUGCAUACUCAAGCAUCAGCAACCAGACAGGUCUGUGCAUGCUUUAACUUUGCUACAGUUUGCUGUCUGGAUGCAGCCUUAAAAUGCACCUUCUGAAAAUGUAAGUUUACAUAUAUUUGCUUCCCAUUCUUUGUCUGCUUCCAGAGGUCUCUAGAGACUUGACAUGAAAAGCAUGAACUGUCAUGUCAGAGGACAAAGGAGAGAAGGUGGUAGCUACUGGAAAAUUGAGGGAUAGCAUAAUGUGGGGUGACUCGUCUCUGACAGCCAGCUGUUCCGUUAGAUCCAUCCCACCUAUUUCUGCACAUCUCUCAAAUACCACCUGUUUCAAAUAACUUUUAUCCACAACUUUGAAAUCCACAAUUAUUUUUUAAAAGAAAAAUCCAUCUUUCAACCCCAAAAUAGAUGAUUUCCAUUAUUGUGCUGUGUGCAGGAGGGACCUAUAUAAAACAUCCAUGGCGGUUGAAAUAUGAUAGCCCAUCUGGCAAUGACAUCAGAGGAUGCCCGUCUAGAUGUCACAUUCACACUCACCAUUUCUUAAAGGCCAACUGCUUUAUUGCAUUCAUAUGUAAAGUUUGUCAUUUUAAAAUGAAAUCAAGCAUCAGAGCAGCUCCUUCAUCUGAACAUUCCUCCUCCCCCCCUCAACCCCCCCCCCAAAUUAAGAAGUUAGCUCACUUUGUCAAAGCAGUUGCUCUCUUUUUUAAAAGUUGCAAUAAGGUUGAGGGAGUACAUAGUUUCUCUGUUUUUAAUCCACCAGUAUCGGGAUAAAAGGGUUAUGUGAUGCUUGCUUAAAGAUUGACUAUAUUAUUUUUCUAUGUAUAUUCUGUAUGGAUUUAUUGUUGCAAAAACAAGAAAAAGAUGAAAUGUAUACUGCCUGUAUCAAUGUUUUCUGCACUACCUAAUUUGUGCCUUGAGAGUUUUAAACAGUUACUAUCUUGCCUUGUAGUGCAUCUUUUAUUCUUCCUGCUGUCACCAUAUACAAAAAUGUAAUCAGGAUAUAUCCAUGAAUUGGAUACAUUGAUGCUACCUAACCUCUGCUAUCUUAUUUUUUUUAUUUGCAGUAAAAAGUUAUA